Opisthocomus hoazin is the source of this 4531-nucleotide messenger RNA. The record is from RefSeq and is a predicted model, not a curated record. NCBI's taxonomy places the organism in Eukaryota, Metazoa, Chordata, Aves, Opisthocomiformes, Opisthocomidae.
AAAUAGUGCUGAGUGAAGAUGCAGCUUCAAUAAGUGGGAAAAUCAAUGGAAGAUACUUACCGCAUGAAAAGCCUUUUGAGAUUUUUCUGACAGGCACCUAUUUAGGAAACCUGAUCUGUUUCCUUCGGUUGCCCUGUUUUUACACCAGUGGAUACAAAUCAGAUUGCUUCACUGUAGUUACACAACUAAUGUGGGACCAUGGCCUUUCCAAGAUCCAUGUGGCUGAACUGUGUAUGGAGAGCGAUGAUAGUCCGCCUGUUACACAUGGGAUUGAAUGCCACUUUUGCUUUUUGCAUACUUGGAUUUUUGCUUCACGCUGCAGCUGUGUCCUCCCAAAAAUUGGAUGAUACCAACCCAGUGGUGACCACCAACUUUGGCAAGAUAAGAGGGAUUAAGAAGGAACUUAAUAAUGAAAUUUUGGGGCCCGUUAUUCAGUUUCUUGGGGUUCCGUAUGCUGCCCCUCCAACAGGGGAGCGCCGCUUUCAACCUCCUGAACCUCCGUCUCCCUGGGCAGAUAUCAAAAAUACCACUCAGUUUGCUCCAGUGUGCCCCCAGAACAUUAUAGAAGGCAGGUUGCCUGAAGUCAUGCUUCCCGUGUGGUUUACUAAUAACUUGGAUGUAGUUUCUACCUAUGUACAAGAUCAGAAUGAAGACUGCCUCUAUUUAAAUAUCUAUGUCCCAACCGAGGAUGGUCCCCUUACAAAGAAACAGACAGAUGAUUUAGGUGAUAAUGACGGUGCUGAAGAUGAAGACAUUCGGGACAGUGGGGGACCUAAGCCUGUGAUGGUGUAUAUUCACGGAGGGUCCUACAUGGAAGGCACUGGAAAUUUAUAUGAUGGCAGUGUUCUAGCAAGUUAUGGGAAUGUGAUAGUCAUCACAGUCAACUAUCGCCUUGGGGUACUUGGAUUUUUGAGCACUGGGGACCAAGCAGCAAAAGGAAAUUACGGCCUCCUUGAUCUAAUUCAAGCUUUGCGAUGGACUAGUGAAAAUAUUGGGUUCUUUGGCGGUGACCCAUUAAGAAUAACUGUUUUUGGAUCUGGUGCAGGCGGUUCAUGCGUCAAUCUGUUGACUUUAUCCCAUUAUUCUGAAGGUAACCGUUGGAGCAAUUCAACCAAAGGACUUUUUCAAAGAGCAAUAGCUCAAAGCGGAACAGCUCUCUCCAGCUGGGCAGUUAGUUUUCAGCCUGCAAAAUACGCCAGGAUGUUGGCUACAAAAGUUGGUUGCAACAUGUCAGACACUGUAGAAUUGGUAGAAUGUCUACAGAAGAAGCCUUAUAGAGAACUUGUCGACCAGGACAUUCAACCAGCAAGAUACCAUAUAGCCUUUGGACCAGUAAUUGAUGGCGAUGUGAUACCAGAUGAUCCUCAGAUAUUGAUGGAACAAGGAGAAUUCCUCAAUUAUGACAUCAUGUUGGGAGUUAACCAAGGGGAAGGGUUAAAAUUUGUUGAAAAUAUUGUGGAUAGCGAAGAUGGCAUAUCAGCUAGUGAUUUUGACUUUGCAGUUUCUAAUUUUGUCGAUAACUUAUACGGAUACCCUGAAGGCAAAGAUAUAUUGAGGGAAACUAUUAAAUUUAUGUACACGGACUGGGCAGAUCGACACAAUCCGGAGACCAGAAGGAAAACACUGCUGGCUUUGUUUACUGAUCACCAGUGGGUUGCACCAGCAGUGGCUACAGCAGACCUUCACUCAAAUUUUGGAUCGCCUACGUAUUUCUAUGCCUUCUACCAUCAUUGCCAGACAGAUCAGGUACCUGCAUGGGCAGAUGCAGCCCAUGGAGAUGAGGUUCCUUACGUACUAGGAAUCCCUAUGAUUGGUCCUACUGAAUUAUUUCCUUGUAAUUUUUCCAAAAAUGAUGUCAUGCUAAGUGCGGUGGUGAUGACGUACUGGACAAACUUUGCAAAAACUGGUGACCCAAAUCAACCAGUGCCACAAGAUACAAAAUUCAUUCAUACAAAACCAAAUCGUUUUGAAGAAGUAGCAUGGACCAGAUAUUCUCAGAAGGACCAACUGUAUCUUCACAUUGGAUUAAAACCACGAGUUAAAGAACAUUAUAGAGCCAAUAAAGUGAACCUCUGGUUGGAACUGGUACCUCAUCUACACAAUCUUAAUGACAUUUCACAGUAUACCUCUACCACAACUAAAGUGCCAUCAACUGAUAAUACUUUCAGACCAACAAGGAAAAAUUCUGUUUCUGUUACUUCAGCCUUUCCUACAGCCAAACAAGAUGAUCCCAAACAACAGCCAAGCCCAUUUUCAGUGGAUCAAAGAGACUACUCAACAGAAUUGAGUGUUACUAUUGCAGUUGGUGCAUCUUUGCUGUUCCUGAACAUUUUGGCCUUUGCAGCACUGUACUACAAAAAAGACAAGCGGAGACAUGAUGUUCAUAGGAGAUGUAGCCCACAGCGUACUACUACCAAUGAUCUUACCCAUGCACAAGAAGAGGAGAUAAUGUCCCUCCAAAUGAAGCACACUGACUUGGAUCAUGAAUGUGAGUCCAUCCAUCCACAUGAGGUGGUUCUCAGGACCGCCUGUCCCCCAGACUACACGCUAGCUAUGAGAAGGUCUCCUGAUGAUAUUCCCUUAAUGACACCCAACACCAUCACAAUGAUCCCCAACACUAUACCAGGGAUUCAGCCCCUACACACAUUCAAUACAUUUACCGGAGGACAGAACAACACUCUGCCCCAUCCUCAUCCCCACCCCCAUUCACACUCAACAACCAGGGUAUAGCCAGACAAGACGAAACAAACUUUAUUUUUUGAUGGAUUACAGUAGGUGAUGUUACUGAAGAUUACUUGGCUUUCAACCUACAAGACUCUUACUAUUUAAAUAUGGAGGAAUAUUAUGUGAAUAUACAUAUCAAGAACUUUUGGGGUUUUGAAAAAAAUGAAUUGUACAUAUAUCAAAUGAACUUAAGAAACAAACAAACGAAACAGACAAAAGAAAAACAAAAACAAAAAAACCCAACUGUUUGCAAUUGCUUGAAGCAGUUGUCCUGAAUGAUACUUUUUCAUUCACAUUCAAGUAUUAAUUUUUUGAAGAUUUAAGUUACAUAAUGGAAUUAGGCAUGUGCAACACAAACAGGAAAGAACUAUGACUGAAAAUUUUUAAAACCUAUAAAUAUGCACAAGGGACACACUCUUGGAAUGUCAGAUAAUUUUCACCAAUUUUUAUUUGGAUGUGGUUUAUUGUAUAGACCAUAUUUACAUAUUUGAAUAAGUACACAAAGCACCAAUGCUGUUAAGGCCUUAGAAAGGGGCUCAUGCUGAAAUCUGUCAGUCAAAGAAGUUUUACAGCCUGGCAGGUACAACAUUAUCACAUAAGUGCUGUCAGUAUAAAAGUUGUGGGAAUAAAGGAAACUGGAUUUUUUUAGCACGAUGUGCAUGAUAAUUUAUAUGCUUGGUGGCUGUGCUGCUGAUUAAGCCGUAAUUAAAAUUCUUCUCAUCCCAUUGGAGUUUUUAAUAGAAGAUUUCUCCAUCAAUUGGCACAACCUAAAGAAGUUUUUUAAAGGGGCAAAAGUAAUUACAGUAAAAUAUUUCAGAGUAGCUUCAGAAAUAGAAGGAAUUGCAACAGUUCUUAAAGGUUUUUGUGGCAUUCUAGGUAUACAGUGAUGAACUCUCGCUGAUACGAAUCCCAGACAAAAAAUUUGUAUUAUUAAAGUUCUUUCUCCUUUCCACCUCAAUAAUUUCUAACUUUAACAUAACUAUAACUUUAAUGGAAUCUCCUCUGAUGAAGGAUUUAUAACUUGCUGUGAUUUAGUUACAAUAUAUUUAGUUCAAAUUGGUAAGGUAAUAUGUGUCCAAAAAUGUAAUUGCAAUGAUAUUUUGCAAUACAAAAAUGCCCCAAUAUUACUGCUCUGAUUACACCUUUCAGUUUAUUGUUUAAACUCAUGUUGCAUGUUACAAAAUUUACUUACAAUACUUUAAUAUAAAGUUAAUUCCCGUUUUGCUAUACAUUAGCUUUGCCAUUCAAAUGAAUUCUCUAGACCAGAUGGCAACAGUGUAGAAUAAGAGGGUGUGUAAGAAUGGGGAGAGCACCAACAACUGGAAAAUUUAAAAUCUAAAUACUACGUAUGUUUGUGUGAUUGGAAAUGAAUGUUCUAAAAUCACAAGAAAUUCUUCAUUCCCCUGUUGCUUUCCAGUAAUUCUACACCAUGGUCCUUUCAAAAUGUUUGUAUAUGUAAUCAGAUGUACAUUUAUAUAAAAGAAAUAAUUGAGAUGGACUUAAGAGCACAUCCCUGAUAAAUCCUUUCUCUCUUACCUGUACUAUAUUUCUAUUAGACUAAAGUUAUGUGAUUUUUUUUUUACAUUUUUUCAGAUUACUAGCAAUUUUGAUAGUUUGUAAGAUAAUGCGAAGAACUUUCUCUGACAAACUAACUGCAGUAACAGAAACAUUUCUUUUCAGUUACUCUUUUUCAAGAAUGAAAGCUUAUUACACACAAAAAUUGUAUACUACUUGAUGGAAAAUUACUUUGUACUUCUUGGCCAUAUUACUGGUCACUGAGUGAAAUAAAGAUAAUCUGGAUAACGAA